GUCGCAAGCAAAUUGGCUCUGUACAAAAUAAAGCUGGAAGCUUUUUCUUCUUCUCUACAGGCGACAAGUUCUUAGGGCAAUCUCCUUCGUUACUCGUUCUGUCAUAUUAAUCGCUUGUUGUGAAAUUUUUAGAGGAUUCCAAUGCAGAACGGAUCAAAGAGUAAAUGCACAUCGACAUCUCACCAUCUGUUGAUGGAAAAUGCCAAAAAUCGGGUCAAUGAUCUUCAAGAAAGGUUUGCUCAUCUUCAAGCAGCGAGGAUAGAGGGUCGAACCAGUGACGUGGUGGUGUUGGAGGAGCAAGUCUAUCAGAGUCUCCGCGAGUGGAAAGCCGAGCUCAACGUCCCAUCAUCGGCAUCUUCUCUACUUGUUGGUAGUCUUGGGUCGUUCUCGGAUGAUAUAGGUCGAUUGUUGCAAUUGUGUGAGGAGGAAGAUGAUGCCACUAGUGAAUUUUUGGAAUCAUCAGCACUGAAGGCUGAGCCGAAGCCUGAGCUUGAGCAUGAUGCCCAAAAUCUUGAUAUGCACAGUUUUGAGGCAUUUCAAGAGGACUACGCAUUGAACAAUAAUCCACAGGAACAUGUCUUGAAUGCUAACUCCCAGGAACAUGGUUUUCAAGGAUUUGAUCAGUUCCAAAGCAGUGUCCCAGGUCUUGAAAAUACAGUCAUCAAUAAUUCAGACAUGGUUUCUCAGCUGGAUUAUCAUCAGUUUGGUUUGCAUCAAGUAUCCGAUAAUGGGCUCCCUAUUGAUGCCAGCAGUGCCGAAAUGUUUGGAAAGGAUAUUGAAUCCAAUGUUCUGGCCUAUAUAUCUCCACCACCUUCUGCUUUCAUGGGGCCAAAAUGUGCACUCUGGGAUUGUGCGAGGCCUGCCCAAGGAUCUCAAUGGUAUCAUGAGUACUGCAGCAGCUUUCAUGCUUCUCUAUCUUUAAAUGAAGGUUCUCCUGGCAUGGCUCCAAUUUUGCGGCCUGGGGGCAUUGUUUUGAAGGACAAUUUAUUAUUUGAUGCUCUUAGUGCGAAGACACUGGGUAAGAGUGUGGGUAUACCUCAUUGUGAGGGAGCUGCUACAACAAAAUCUCCAUGGAAUGCUAGUGAUCUGUUUGACCUAUUCUUGCUUGAGGGCGAAACAAUAAGGGAGUGGCUGUUUUUUGAUAAGCCUAGAAGGGCAUUUGACAGUGGUAAUCGUAAGCAGAGGUCACUGCCAGAUCACAUUGGACGUGGUUGGCAUGAAUCAAGGAAACAGGUGAUGAAAGAAUUUGGGGGUCAAAAGAGAUCUUAUUACAUGGACCCACAACCUUCAGGCUGUUUUGAGUGGCAUUUGUUUGAAUACGAGAUCAACGGCUGUGAUGCUUUUGCAUUAUAUAGGUUGGAAGUCAAGCUUUCUAGUGCAAAGAAGAGUCCAAAAGGAAAGGUCAGUAAAGACUCCCUUGCUGAUCUGCAGAAAAAGAUGGGAAGGCUUACUGCUGAGUUUUCUUCAGAUAACAAACCCUCUGUUAAAGACAGGACAGAAGCUAGUACUGAGGCCAAUGCUGAUGCAUCCAGUGUUCAUUCUGCACAAAUCCUAUGAGUUUGUAAUACUGGAACCUGACUUGUGGUUCAAAUCUUCUAAUCAAUCUUGCGGAUGAUUUUUACUGACCAUAGCGGAUGAUUCUAAUGACACUGUGCCAUCAGGGUGAUUACAAUCGACCAUAUGGAGAAGUAAGAGAAGAGUUGAAUAGCGCUGCUUCAUAGCGACAUAUCAUUAGUUUUUUUUUCCCUUGUUUGCUAGAGUAAGUCUCAUUUUCUGCUGCAGGGAAAUCAUAUGCUUCACAGCGUCAUUUGGAAUUUCUCCAAGUAUCCUGGCUGGUGCUGGCAACUAAUAUAGUUUCUCAUAUGCUACUGAUGUACAGUAAAUUGACAGUCCCCUGUUUUUAUAGUUACUUAAAAGGGAUAAAAAUAAUUCUGACAAUGUUUGUUGAGUGAAAGGUACUAAUGUAGCCAUCUUGCAAGUC
Molecule: messenger RNA, 1981 nt
Organism: Tripterygium wilfordii
Lineage: Eukaryota; Viridiplantae; Streptophyta; Magnoliopsida; Celastrales; Celastraceae
Product: transcription factor VOZ1-like
Exons: 5
Coding region: 142-1557 (471 amino acids)
Biological process (GO): positive regulation of long-day photoperiodism, flowering; regulation of DNA-templated transcription
Source: RefSeq, a predicted model, not a curated record